Molecule: messenger RNA, 3181 nt
Organism: Mycena citricolor
Lineage: Eukaryota; Fungi; Basidiomycota; Agaricomycetes; Agaricales; Mycenaceae
Source: the annotation of a GenBank genome assembly
UCUCAUUGACCGGCGACAUCUUGCAGCAGGCGCCGACAUUAUAAAGGAUGAGAGGGAACGGCCCAAGAUGCCUCCUCGUACUACCCCUCGAGUCUCUUCGACCUCAGCAUGGAUUUCAUUGCCGCCGAGCUCCGACACGCAGGUUCUCUCGGUCUUUCCGUCGAGACUCCGACUCUGCCCUACCUCGAGCCGUACAUCCCAUCGCAGUACUCGAAUCGCUUCUGCCCGCCCUCCCCGAUCUCCUCCCCCGAUCGCAGUGCCCAACCCACAUUGAUGCCUGAGUGGACGCACUCGAAUUAUCUCAAUAUCUCCCCUCCCUCGGUGGCACUGCCAUCCCUCAUGUGUCAGACCCCGGUUUCGUCUGUCGGCUCAUUCCCGUCCUCGCCCUUGUCCCCGCUGUCGCUGACGGGUGUCGAUGGAGGCCCCAUUUUCGUCCCCAGAAGACCUACGCGCUCCCGCCGUGGACCCAAUCACAUUCCCCGCCCUCGGAACGCGUUCUUCAUCUUCCGCUCGUGGAUGACCGACCGCAAGGUGAUCCCGAAAGCCGUCGAGAUGGACAACCGCCACCUCAGCCGUACGAUCGCGAUGGUGUGGGAGAAGAUGGACCCACUCGAGAAGGCGCAGUUCAAGCUCCUGGCCGCCCAGGAGAAGGAGGAACACCAGCGCAAGUACCCCGAGUAUCGCUUCCGCCCCCAGGCGCGCACCAAAAAGCCGGCCAAGCGUCAUGUCCGCCGCAACGGCCCAGAGGACGAGGCUCGCUGCGUGCAGUUAUCCAAUCUCGUUUCCGAUGGGAUGAGUGGGCAGCUUCUCCAAUCGGAGAUCCAGAAGUUCGACCAACAGCAGAAGCAGACGAUGGGUGCUCCUCAGGCGACGAUUGAACCGUGCAGUGUCCCCGCAUCGGACCCGGUUACUCCGCCUUCCCCUCCUUCUUUCUCGCGGUGGUCGUCGCUGGCCGACUCGUGCAUGUCGUCUUAUGGUCCUAGUCCUUCGGAGCUGGCACCUCUCUUCGAGUCGGACUACGAGACUCCUACCGACAUGCCUUUUCUUUCCUCUGUUUCUUCUCUUUCCGUGGACUUGAACAGUGCUCUUUUUACUCCGGACGGUUUCGCAGACACCUACUUCGCUACUUCAUUCCUGGGCCAGUCUCCCUUCUGAUCAUUUUCGCCGAUUCGUCUGAGUGCUCCCACUGGGCACCUUAAUCUUAUUCGCAUGUCUUGCUUUGUAGCUUUACCUCUCGUACAUACAUUGUAUUCAUACAUAUGCAUCUCAAAUCAGUCAAUCAACUUUCUCCUCGUUGUUGCCAAUGAUCCUGAACGCGUCGACGCCUUCCUUGCCGAAGAGAGUGGCGCUGGCGACGAAGGACGCUCCCGCAUUCCGCAUGCGUUGAGCAGCCGCGGCGCUCGUCACACCGCCAAGACCGACAAUCAGCAGAUCUCGCAGCGGGGAGUCGACAGACUCGGCCCUGAGGAGUCGCGCAAACGAAUGCACGUUGCCCAGCGCCAGCGGGUGCAAUGCAUCCCCAGCCAACCCACCCAGCGCAGUGGGCACUGCAAAUCCCCGCCCCGGCCCCGUACACUUGCUCUGCAAAGAGAAGCGAGCUCCCCAGGGUAUUCGUGCACGCGAUGUACGCGAUGGGUGAUGCUGCACCCGGAGCGCCGAGGUCCCGCAGCGCCUGCACGACCUCGCGAACUGCGCGGCGUAGACAUACGGAGGGAGCUUGAGACCGAUCGUGAGUGUGCGAUCUGCCAGGUAUGCGUCGCGCAGGACCCCGAGGAGCGACGCGACGCUGGACAGGGCGUAACCGGUCGGCGCGUGCCCCCGGAUGUUGGGGCACGACGUGUUGAACUCGAUGCCGAUGCGCGCGAAUGUAGGUGAUUUGGCUCGAAGAUCUUGGAUGGCGCGUACACACCCGCAUCUCGACGUCUUCCGAUGCGCUGAUGCUGACGAGGAACGGUUUCGAGCUCGUCGGAGGCGCAUUGUCAAGAUAGUCUCGAUCCAUGAGAGGUACUGGCUCAGUUUGUGCGGACUAUAACCGUACGAGUUCAAGGUGGAUGUAGAUGUAGCCGUGAAGCGGACCUCGAUCAAGAGUCAAGCCGAUGCGGGAGAGGAAAGGGGAACGUGUGACCGACUGUAUGCGACGCGUCCUCUUCGAAUCCUUCCAAUGUCGAUGUGCGAGUGACGACAGCCCCAGUGUAGGGCGAGUCAAAGAGGGCCUUCAGUUGGCUGAGAUCCGAUGCCCAUGCGCAGGACGCGUUCAAAACGGUCGGCGAGACGGUCAGGAUCCCAGUUUGACCAUGACUUGAGAAUCAGAGUGAAGCGUGGCAGUGCAGUUGAACUAUCACCACUCACUCAUCUUAGCACUUGAUCUCUAACACCUAUGGGCUCAAUCCAAGCCACCCGUCUUCAGUACAUCUCUCACCCGAAAGAGUUCGAAGGGUGUUCUGUGACAGUUAUCCUCUUACAUGGCUCUGGAGGCAGCCCAGAGAACAUGCUUCUGUUUGCCGAAGAACUGCAUCGUCACGACGCGCUGAAGCAUGUCCAAUUUAUCAUGCCUGGGCCAAUCUCAGCCACGACAGGCGACCAAGUACGGGUCUGGUUUGACAUGCGAACUGACAAUCUGCCCCUCGAAGUACCCGGGCCCGGUGUGGAAGACGAAGCGGGCAUAAUGCACAGUAUCUCGUUGCUGAGCGCUCUGGUGGAGGAUCUGAUCAGGCAAGGUCGCGAGCCGAGCCGGAUCGUGCUGGGUGGAUACUCGCAGGGCGGCGGGAUGACGCUGCUCACCGGAUUGACUAUGGAGCGGAAGCUAUCUGGGCUCUUUGUGUUGAGUGGUCGUCUGCCGCUGAGAUACAAGUUCAAAUCCAUGGUCUCUGCCCAUGCCAAAGAUAUUCCCGUGUUCUGGGGACAUGGAACUAAAGAUCUGUUGUCACAUACGAGCUGGGCCAAGCUUGCGUCGAGUAUUUGCACUCGGAAAUAGGUAUGCCUGUGACGUAUGUGAAUUCGGGGCGCGAUCGCACCGGAUUGCCAGAGAUCCAGAAGGGCCUGGCAUUCCACACGUAUCGGGACAUGUGGCAUGAUAUCUUCCCUGAAGAAUUGGUGAAUCUGCGUGACUGGUUAACUACAGUAAUACCCCAGUGAAGGAAGAGAAUUAUCAUUAGCCUGUUUACAUGGGCACCCAUGUACC